Ochlerotatus camptorhynchus is the source of this 1079-nucleotide messenger RNA. RefSeq lists its product as uncharacterized. NCBI's taxonomy places the organism in Eukaryota, Metazoa, Arthropoda, Insecta, Diptera, Culicidae. The transcript has 4 exons. Bases 47 to 928 code for a protein of 293 amino acids. Gene Ontology annotation, cellular component: lysosomal membrane; late endosome. The record is from RefSeq and is a predicted model, not a curated record.
UAGGUUCAGUGUUCGUUCAUCCGUUGGCUUGGCGCUUCAAACGGCAAUGUCGUUUAUCAGCCGUAACGUUUCUCAAAUAGCCGCACUUCGCUCGGCUCCCAGUACUAGUAGUGGCCGCGAAUCAAUGAACGGAUCAUCGUACAGUCCCAUGUCGCCCGGCCGGCAGCCGGAAGAUCAGCAGACGCUGUUCCCGACGAUUACCGGCGACAUUACGACGAUUGCCUUCGAACGAGUGAAUACCACCUUCGCUUCGUGGAUUCAGUUGAUCUUUUCGAUGAUCCUGACCAUGACGGGGUUCAUAUUUGCCUAUCAUGGUUGCUAUAGCGGUAAUGAAUGCCCUGGCUACUAUAUGAUGUUGUACUUGCGGGCGUUUUUCUGGGUGGCCACUUAUAUUAUCCAUCUCUUCAUGAAGAGUAGACACAAUCGGUUGAAGCUUCUCGGUUACCAUAAAUUCCUUCGGAUAACCCAUCGUCAAAAGAAGGCUCCCCUGCAGCUUGUGUCGCUGUCCAAUCUGUUAAUUCUAACCAUCCAUACGAUUGUUCUGGAAUGCUACGGGUCCAACUUCAUCAACGAUUGUUACGUAAAAGGGUUCUCGUUGAACCUCUUCCUCAGUAUAUGGUGUCUUGUCGAGUGUAUGAUCCUGACCUACAUUCAUAUUACAUAUUUCGUUAAGGUACGUGUCUUCAACACCAUGCGAAGUCCACCAGAUGCUCUGACUGGCAGCGCAUCAGCCGAAUUACGGCGCAGUGCUCCGCACGGAGUAAGCCCUGAAGAGUUCAUAAACCAGCAAUUUCUGAUGAUUGUCAAAAUGAUGGACGAAAAUCGCCACCUACAGGACAAAAUCCGAGAGGUUCGCGCCGCAGCUCAUCUGAUCAACAGUGAAUCGACUCAUCUCUCUCUGGCGGAGCAGUCCUUGAUAGGAUUCUGAAGCCUGCUUGGAUCAUUUAGUGUUUGUGUUUUGCCCUGAUUCGUUAAUAAAAUUCAGAAUUUCUUUUUGUUCAGUGUUCGAUUGAUGCAACACGCCUACUAUGAUUCGGACGGCACGCGUUGUUUAUUGUUUUACACAGACAUAAAUAUUG